AUGGGGACAGGUUUCUACAUCAGUAAAGUGGUUGGGAUAGUGGGCAUGAUCGUGGGUGCAGGCGCCCUGGCUACUAUCAUAGGUCUGUCUGUCGUUUACUCACAGGAAAAAGCUAAAAAUGAUAAUAAUAAUCAAGUGUCGCCAACGAGUGGGGGAUCGACAGCCACACCACCUGUUACAACACCUGUCCCAUCAAACGAGCUUUGGGACAAAUAUCGUCUGCCCCAGACCCUGAUGCCAGACCACUAUAACGUCACCCUGAGACCCUAUCUGACUCCAAAUGCAAGUGGAGUCUACAUCUUUGAAGGUGAAACCAGUGUGGAGUUUGAGUGUGUUGAGGCGACUGACCUGAUCCUCAUCCACUCCAAUAAACUGGAUUAUGAAACACUUCAAAACAAGCAAUGGGCGAUGCUCACUGCAGUGAAUGGUGCCAAUGCCCCCUCAAUCACGUCUUCCUGGCUCCAGAAAGAGACUCAGUACCUGGUCCUACACCUGGAUGCUAAACUGGUGAAGGGCCUGACGUACCGCCUCUUCAUGAAAUUUGUCGGAGAACUGGCUGAUGACCUCGGAGGCUUCUACAGGAGCGAAUACAUUGAGAAUGGAGUGACAAAGGUUGUUGCUACAACUCAGAUGCAGCCCACAGAUGCCAGAAAGGCUUUCCCGUGCUUUGACGAGCCAGCUAUGAAAGCUAUUUUCCACAUCACUCUGAUCCAUGACGAAGGAACAGUUGCACUAUCCAAUGGCGAGGAAAAAGAAUCAACCCCCAUGACCAUUAAAGGGAGGGCAGUGCGGAAGACUGUUUUUAAGCCAACUGAGAAAAUGUCCACCUACCUCUUGGCCUUCAUUGUCAGCGAAUUCGACUUCAUCAGUAACACCAUUGAUGGAGUUUUGAUCCGCAUCUUCGCUCGAAAGCCUGCUAUUGAUGCUGGACAAGGAGAUUAUGCCCUCAACAAAACUGGACCCAUCCUUAAGUUUUUUGAGGAGUAUUACAACUCCUCAUACCCUCUGCCCAAAUCUGAUCAGAUAGCUCUGCCAGAUUUUAAUGCUGGAGCCAUGGAGAACUGGGGUCUGAUCACAUACAGAGAGACAGCUCUGCUCUAUGAUGAAGAGUACUCCUCCAACUCCAACAAGCAGAGGAUCGCCACCAUCAUUGCUCAUGAACUGGCUCACAUGUGGUUUGGAAAUCUGGUGACUCUGAGGUGGUGGAAUGACUUGUGGCUGAAUGAAGGUUUUGCCUCCUACGUUGAGUAUCUGGGAGCACACGAAGCUGAACCUGACUGGAACGUGAAAGACCUCAUCGUGCUCGGUGACGUCCACCGCGUGUUUGCAGUCGAUGCCCUGGCCUCCUCUCACCCUCUGUCCUCUAAAGAAGAGGACAUCCAGAAACCAGCACAGAUCAGUGAGCUGUUUGAUGCCAUUUCAUACAGCAAGGGAGCGUCUGUUCUGAGGAUGUUGUCAGAUUUCCUUACUGAAGAAAUCUUUGCAAAGGGACUCCAGACCUACCUGAAAGAAUUUCAGUUUGGGAACGCAGUCUACACAGACCUCUGGAGGCAUCUGCAAAUGGCUGCUAGUGGCUCAGGCCUUCCUCAUACUGUCGAUGACAUCAUGAACACCUGGGUGCUGCAGAUGGGCUUUCCAGUGGUUACCAUCAAUACUGCUACUGGAGCUGUAUCCCAGAAACACUUCCUCCUGGAUCCAGACUCUGAAGUUACUGUUCCAUCUCCCUUCAAUUAUGAAUGGAUUGUUCCAAUGAGGUGGAAGAAGUCAGUUGAGGGCGACCAGCCACUAACAUGGUUGUCUGCUAAAUCACAAACAAUUGAUGCCAUGAAGACAACAGGGGCUAACUGGGUGCUGGCCAAUCUCAACGUAGUGGGUUACUACAGAGUCAACUAUGACAAUGCCAACUGGGUCAGACUACUAAACGCUCUGAGCACCGAUCAUGCGACCAUUCCAGUGAUCAACAGAGCUCAGCUGGUGGAUGAUGCCUUCAACCUGGCCAGAGCAAAGGAGAUCACCACAGUACGGGCUCUUGAAACCACCAUGUACCUGAAUAAGGAGAGAGAAUACAUGCCCUGGGAGUCGGCCAUAAGCAACCUGGAUUUCUUCUACCUCAUGUUUGACCGCAGUGAGGUUUAUGGACCCAUGCAGGAUUAUCUGAGGAAGCAGGUUGUCCCUCUGUUCCAAUACUACAAGGAAAGCACUGCCAACUGGAGCAAAGUACCUACUGGACACAUGGACCAGUAUAAUGAGGUGAAUGCUAUCAGCCUGGCUUGCAAGACAGGCCAUAUUGAGUGCCAAAAUCUGGCCACGGAAUGGUUUAAGGAUUGGAUGGAUACUGAUGUAAACAAGAUUCACCCCAACCUGCGUUCCACUGUGUACUGUAAUGCUAUCGCAGCAGGUGGUGCUGCAGAGUGGAACUUUGCAUGGGGAAAGUUUCGGAACGCCACCAUUGCUACUGAAGCUGAGAAACUCCGCACUGCCCUGGCCUGCACGAAGCAAACCUGGCUGCUCAACAGGUACCUGGAGUACACUCUGGAUCCAAAUCUGAUCCGAAAGCAGGAUGCCACUUCCACCAUUAUCUACAUUGCUGGCAAUGUGGUUGGCCAGCCUUUGGCCUGGGACUUUAUGAGGUCUCGAUGGUCGUACAUCUUUAGUCAGUAUGGUGGUGGAUCUUUCUCCUUCUCCAACCUCAUCAAUGGAGUCACCAAGCGCUUUUCUACUGAAUUUGAGCUUCAGCAGCUGAGGCAGUUCAAGGCAGAUAAUUCCGACGUUGGUUUCGGCUCUGGGACGCUGGCAGUGGAUCAGUCCAUUGAGAGAACCAUCGCCAACAUGAAAUGGAUCUCAGAGAACAAGCCAAGCGUUCUGAAAUGGUUUGAGGAUGCAGCAAAAGCUUAA
Molecule: messenger RNA, 2895 nt
Organism: Scomber japonicus (chub mackerel)
Lineage: Eukaryota; Metazoa; Chordata; Actinopteri; Scombriformes; Scombridae
Product: aminopeptidase N-like
Exons: 21
Coding region: 1-2895 (964 amino acids)
Biological process (GO): proteolysis; peptide catabolic process
Cellular component (GO): cytoplasm
Molecular function (GO): zinc ion binding; metalloaminopeptidase activity; peptide binding
Source: RefSeq, a predicted model, not a curated record